ACUUGACAAACUUUAACACUUAAAUCUGUAUUUAAGUUUCGUUUCGAUGGUCAACGACUCCUGAAAAGCUGUCGCCUUUUCUGGCUCCUCACUUAGCUUCGAUGACAAGCACUCCACUUUUCCAUAUAGAAUUACGACCCACUGCUCAAUUACUGCCAGUUUAUGCCCUUUUAAGCCAAUUCGUUUGUGUUAUUCUUUUUUCGGGAUGUCAUCUUAACGACUUUUACUGAUGCAAAGACACUUCAAACAGACUAUUGUUUCCGAAAGAACAUAAUGCCCACCCGAAAGUUCAUUUCUCGUCUACUUGUUCCUAAUUGAAAUUUAAUUGAAGAUGAUUCGUCACACUCUCCUCAUCAAUCCACUCACUCGCAGUCUGAAAUGUCUUUUUAUGGCAAAUAAGGGUCUGAACCGCUUCAAUCAUCAACCUGCUGUCUCCAUGACAACCCCUCCACUAGUGUCACCUUUUACCGGGCAGCUACCGCCUCAGCAGCAGCUGCAGCAGCAGCAGGCCCAGGCAGCUCGUGAUGUUAACACGGCCUCGCUGUGCCGCAUUGGUCAGGAGACUGUCCAAGACAUUGUCCUCAGGACCAUGGAGAUCUUCCAGCUCCUCAGGAACAUGCAGCUGCCUAAUGGAGUCACUUACCACCCCAACACCCACCAGGAUAGACUGGGGAAACUCCAGGAACAUCUUCGUAUGCUUUCUGUGCUGUUCCGCAAGCUGCGCCUUGUCUACGACAAAUGUUCCGAAAACUGUGCUGGGCUAGACCCAAUACUUCCCGAGCAACUGAUACCCUUUAUGGAUGACGAUGGCACCAAACAUGAUGACCACUCAGCCGGCCAGAACCGCCCUACUGCCGAGGACAGGAGAGAAAUCCAGGAGGUCAACAAGGGUCGCAGGCGUGCUGGAGCCGAUGCCAGCUAUCUUCAGGCGAGAAGCGGGGUACAACCUGAACUGCUCGCCAGCCAAUCAAGCUGAAGCAGAAGAACCAGCAGCUGAAGCAGAUUAUGGAUCAAGUCCGCAACCUCAUCUGGGAAAUCAACUCCAUGCUGGCCGUCAGAAGCUGAAGCAUAAACCACAGUCCGCACGCGCGUAUGCACGUACACGCAGCCCGAGGGCAAGUGGAACCCAUGAAGAUACGGCAGAUUUGCUGAGGUGGCACUUUACUGACAAAGCGAAGACUUUAUUUCCUGACGAGGAAAGUGGAAAGAUGAAGACGAAAGGGCGUCACUCUAACCCAGCGGUGAGUUGGAAGUAGGCAAAACAUGGUUGGUGGUGAUAUUUUCGGACAUCUGUCUACCUCAAUUGUCAACGUUUUAAUCAGCAUUGAUUUCAAUUGAUUCUCGGUGUUUUAAUGUAUUUGUAGCUCCACAGAGUUUAUAUCUGUAGAAACACAUCAAAUCUAUUCAAUCCUCUUAUUUUGUGCGAAUGAUGAGCUUAAAUGUCUUAAAUGUUUCACAUUUAAUAAAC
This is a messenger RNA of Phyllopteryx taeniolatus (common seadragon), 1468 nucleotides long. It is a transcript of the gene med30, whose product is annotated as mediator complex subunit 30. The record is from RefSeq and is a predicted model, not a curated record. Gene Ontology annotation, molecular function: transcription coregulator activity. Lineage: Eukaryota; Metazoa; Chordata; Actinopteri; Syngnathiformes; Syngnathidae. The transcript has 6 exons. Gene Ontology annotation, cellular component: mediator complex. Bases 332 to 976 code for a protein of 214 amino acids. Gene Ontology annotation, biological process: positive regulation of DNA-templated transcription.